Cheilinus undulatus (humphead wrasse) is the source of this 3566-nucleotide messenger RNA. It is a transcript of the gene xkr5b, whose product is annotated as XK related 5b. The transcript has 13 exons. NCBI's taxonomy places the organism in Eukaryota, Metazoa, Chordata, Actinopteri, Labriformes, Labridae. Bases 97 to 2391 code for a protein of 764 amino acids. Gene Ontology annotation, cellular component: plasma membrane. The record is from RefSeq and is a predicted model, not a curated record. Gene Ontology annotation, biological process: apoptotic process involved in development; phosphatidylserine exposure on apoptotic cell surface; engulfment of apoptotic cell.
UGGGCCGACUCCCGAACGCCCGGGACCAGGACAAACCCGGCCUCUAUAUUAACAUACUGUUAUCCCUGUUAGUCUUAGGGUUCAGGAUCUUUAAACAUGAGGGACUAUUCAGCCGAUCCGAGUAACGGCGGCGCGUGCAUGCCGUGCUGCCAAGUUUGCAUCUUCUUUUUUACCGCAUUUCUCAUCGUUGCGGAGAGGACGGCAGUGCUGUACUGCUUUGGGUACUAUCUGUGGGUGGGUCACAACUACUGCUAUGCUCAUCUCGCUGGCUUCACUGCAUUGUUCCUGUUGCCAGGUUGGGGUCCUCAGUGGCUUAGUUAUUUAUGGUACCUCUCAGAUGGGCGUAUUCGCAGGAAGUCUCUCACCUGGACACACAUUCUGCACCUGGGUAUCUUCAAAAGGCUGUGGGAGUGCAUGCGUCUGCCAGAUGAAGACGUCUAUGGUGAGAUCAUGCAGCAGGCUGAUGUGUCUGCCUUACGACUGUUUGAGGCCUUGGUGGUGACCCUGCCUGAGACUCUGCUGCAGACCUAUGUGCUCAUUUGUACUGACAUAGGAGUCAAAUCUCCAGCCUCAGUGUGCUUCGUGGUGUGUUUGUUAUCUCUGGCCUGGGCCUUGGUCCUCUAUGCCAGAGCCUGCUCACUCAUCAGACCAGGACAUCUGCAAAUGACCCCUGCUGCCAUCCUCUGUCGACUGCUGUGGAGGGUUGGUAUGUUGGGAUCUCGAUUUGCUGUCCUCAUGCUCUUCACACGCAUCUUCAAACAGUGGAUUCUUGGGGUCAUUGGUGUGCACUGGCUGGGAGCGACUUUCUGGAUGGUUUCUCAGCAGACUGACAUCAUACGCUCGACAAGUCGAUGGAGACUCUUUAAUCUGGUCCUGGGAGCCAUUCAUGUCUUCCUUUUCCUGAACGUGAAGGACGGACAGUCCAGAUACCGUAUGGCUGGCUUCUACCUGGCCAUGUUCGUAGAAAAUGCUUUUCUUCUUCUGGCCUCCUCGUGGCUUUUCACCAUGGUGUCCUGGGAUACGGUGGGGAUCCCAGCUGCAAUAUUCUGCUCCUUCCUCAUUGGUUUGAUAGCCUUGGUGUUGUACUAUCGUUUCCUCCACCCUAAGUCCUUUGAGAUUUUCCAGAGUAUUCGCCACAGGGGGAUAGGUGGAGCCUGCAUGGAGCGUGGAUCUACUCUGUCACUGGAGGAGAAAGUCACGCCCUCUUUCCACCGCCAUGCUACACUAUCUGGAGGUGGGACCUUAAUGGACCUCCCUAUCCAAUGGGAGGGCUGGAAACAUCACCAUUGGCUGCUGAUUCGUUUGGCCCUGAAGACAGGAAACGUAGCUAACAUCUGGUCUGCGUAUGGCGAGGGGGGACUGGCUGGACUGAUGGGUCUUUCUGAAGAAGUCCACUCCCCUGAUGAAGUCCGCUUCCCUCAGAUCCCACCUGUUCAACCUCCUGCUCCUCGGAUCUCACAACCACCUCCUGAACCAGCUCCACCACAGGUGACCCAGGCUCCACAGGUGCAACAGGUGGUCCAGCCUCCACAGCCGACCCCCAGCACUGUUGUUGCCAGACCAGUAAGAAAAGCUCCACCUACGACAAUCCAGGAUAUGAGGAGGUUCCCAGAGAUCAUCCCGUUCCAGGAGGUCAUACCUGAGGAGUCAGCAGAAGAUGAGUCCAGCGCUCCACUGUCAGAGGAGAAAGGUGAUGAGGAUUUCCAGAGCGCUGCCUAUGGUUCACCUACACCCUCAUCACCGCGGCCAGGAAGCCUUCGCCACAUCGACAGCCAGGCUGCGACAUUGACUGAAGCCUCGUCCUCUGUGUGCUCUCUGGACAUCAGGACCCCUGGCUGGUCACCGGAACGACGGUCUCCUCUCCUGAUUGGUUCCCCAGAGAAAAAACCAACACUCACAGGAGAGUCCAGCACCACGCUGUACUUCAGUGCGGAUGCACAGUCUCCUUCUAGUGGAAGUUAUCUUGGCUGGGGCUCUGAGCUGUCGCCCAUCUCCACCUACAGAAGCCCCUACCGUAUCAGGGAGGCUCGUUUCAUCACCUCCACCCCACGACUGGAGCCCGCCAGAGCUGAAAGUCCAAGCCUGGCCCCAGUGGUGGUCAUCCCUGCCACUCCUGGUACAACACCAGGCCCAACUCCAGGAGGAACUCCUAGUGCCUCCACACCUGCAGCCUCUACACCUGUGGCUUCUACACCCGCAGCUUCUGCAUCUGCUGCUUCAACUCCUGCCGCUUCUACACCUGCAGCCUCCACUCCUGGGGCUUUGACUCCUGGUGGCACAACUCCUGGAGCUACAACUCCCAGUACUCCCAUCGUUCCACUCACUCCGGUCAUCUCCCAUGCUCGUAAACAGAUGGUGCAGUUUGUGGACAGCAGAGAGAGGAUGGUGUAACGAGGCUUGGGAAGAAGGUGAUGGGAACAACUGGGUGGGGAAAUAUGUCUUCUUUUGUUCUUCAGGUGAGGAUAGAUAUGAAGUCCUACAUUUACUAACUUAUCUAAGGCUUGGUGGGGAACUAGGGGACUUUUCUGCUCUGUCAGUCAUUGAGGAUAACACAGUGCAAAUCAUUCUUCACUUUUUUUCCUUACAAACAGAUAAAUGAGGAUAAAUUAGCAGAAAAUGGGAUUUCAUGAAAAGUAGAGCAGAGUGGGUUGACUAAUCCCUCGAACUAAAAUGAUGCUGCAUUUUACUGGGAACUGCUUUAUUUUUUAAACCAAUAUAAGGGAAUUAAUACCACACCACAAAUAGUUAUUUACAGAAGAUUACAUAUAGGUUACUGAAACAAAACAAGUAAAAAAAUCAAAGGUGCUAAUCAGUAUGGGAUGCCAUUUAAGUUCAGAAAAAUGGAUACACCUGGUGAGCGUAAUCUGCAGCAGAUUCAGGCAUCGAAUUUAGCUUUGAUUACAAAAUCACCUUAUGAUCAUGAUAUUGAAGAAAUAAGCACAUGAACAAUCAUGUGAUUAAGGUUAUUUGAAGGAAGUUGGAUCUCGACAAAGAGGCAUUUUAAAGUAAAGCAGGCAAUCUUACUUGUUUACAAUAAUCAAGCAUGCUGUCUGCAGGCAGCUGAGCAGAAGCUCCUCUAACAUCCUCACCUAUGCCUGUCUCUCUUGCAAAACUGGUGAGAUCAGACUCACACAAUGCCACUGAUACCCUUUUGUUAAGUUUGUUAGUAACACCUAAACUCUUAACGUCAUGGAUGUUAUUAGAUAAUCUUCACUGACAUGAUGUUGAAUAUUGUUGAGUUUUCAGGAUGCCACUCAUGAUUGAGUCAGUCAGGUUCUAGUGUGUGUAAAUUACAGCAGUGUAUGAUCUGUAUUAACACACAUUACUCACACAUAAACAGAAACAAACCUCUUAUUGAUCACUUGCUGUCAAAUCUGAGAAGAUAGACAUUUUUAAAUCAUAAACUUUACUUUGCUCGUUUUAAUGUGCAGUCAUCACACAGACAUGGUACAUCUACAGUUUAUUUUGAGCUUCCAGUGCCACCUUUAGCAAGAUAUUCUGCAGCGCAAGCAACAGUAAUAAACUAUGAACUUGAAAUUAAACAAUACAGAAGGAUGAAUGAGAAU